GCCGACACCGUUCUUAUUUCUUCUUGUCCUUGAGCCCUUCAGCUCUUCCCACCGACAGCGGGCAUCUCCAGAUGCUACAACUCUCUCUCCACCAAUCCAACUCCCACGCCUUAUCUGUUUUUCACUCCAAGCCAAUUCCUGAUUCUUUUCUCGUCUGACUUAACACAGCUUAGACCGACACAGCUGAAUCCACGCCACAUACACCCCGACCACCGUCCUCGCCGCCAUGUCGCCUAGAUUCUUGACGGUUCUUGUAUCAGUGCUGCUGCUGGGUACAUCCGCCGUCGACGCGGCCUCUCAGGCUUACCGGAGAUGCCCGGAACGUCAAGGGCCAUGCCUCGCCUGCCCGACCACGGACUCCCUCCCUUCCAUCUCCACCUACAACGGUGUGCAAAUCGGCGGCUAUCUCGCUCACCCCUCCGCCACCGACAGCGGGCCGCAAGGCACGCUGCUCAAUCCCGAGGACACUAACACCGCGUUCGUGGCGAUCGAGGACUGCUGCGCCAAGUGCCAGGCGAACGAUAGGUGUGCCUACUGGCAUUGGUACCAGAAGCAGGACACUACCCAAGGUCGCUGCGCGCUGUUCGACGACUCGCAGUGCAGCUUCGGCAACUACGGCAAGUUCCGCGUGUACUCGUCCAUCGACAUCUACGCCUUCAAGCGCUGCGGCGCGCCCGCCCCCCCGCCACCCGCGGUCAACACCUCCUGCCCCACCUUCUCCUGCGCCGGCUCCGCGCCCUCCACCACCGACAAUCUUAACUCCUUCCCUGGCGCGUAUCCCGGGCGGAUCUACGAGAGCUAUUCGCCGGCCACCGGGCCGACCCUUAUCGCGGACAAGGGUGAUUUGACGGUGACGGACUGCUACAACGCGGCGGCCGACAUGUGGCGCGAAGAUGUCAAGUUCUUCACGUGGGAGCGGAGCUCCAGCGGCCUCGGUCGCUGCCGCCUGCUGUCGUCGCAGGCAUGCAACUACCAAUCGGCUGAUGGGAACGCCGGCACCCCAGUGUUCGGUCCAUCCGCUCCUAACACGUACUCGUUCCUCGUCAACUGCUAGGCCGCUUCGGCUUGGGCCAUGUUAGCGAGCUCAUUCCCAUAGACGAGAAGCAGAGCACGCGCGUCUCUCGUGUCCCCUGCUAGUGGGCUCAGUUCAUGUCAGACUACGCUCAAUGAGGUACCUCAUGUAUCAGUGUGCUCCUUGGUCCGCCUUCUCUCCUCUCCAACAAUCACUUGGCUGUCAAUGACCUCCGCCCUCGGUUGUUCAUCCAAUACUCAUUUCAACCUCCCGUCGGGUUCUGACUGCUGUGUUAUCUGGUUUUGUUUGUCAGUCUCUGCGUUAGGGUACAGCCAGGUGCUCAAUGGAUCCUUUUUUGUUGUGACAUGCACUGAUUCGAAGGAUUAAUAAAGUUUCAAAACGUGUGCCUUUCGCUUUGGUGACGAUUUGAGUGUAAACUGGAUUAGUGCAACAAAUCCUUAUGUCCGCACAUGGUAACUCAAAUUGAUGAUCUGUGUUAAAUUAUAUGUAUAUGUUAAAUAAUUGAUCUUUUGCAGAGACUAAGUCCCAGCUUGUAGAGACUUGAGACUUGGAGUAGUGCAGCGGAAGUUGAGACGGUUGAACCCUUGUACUAGUAUGUGAGAACAA
Molecule: messenger RNA, 1639 nt
Organism: Closterium sp. NIES-67
Lineage: Eukaryota; Viridiplantae; Streptophyta; Zygnematophyceae; Desmidiales; Closteriaceae
Source: the annotation of a GenBank genome assembly